GAUCUCCACAAAGACAGAGAUCUUGCCAGAGUCUUGUUCCAUCUCAAUAGAUUCCUUUUAGCGGUUCCAGGUGCAUCUCUACAGAGGGGACCGUCACUUGGGUAUUGUUUCCCUCAUCAGUUUAGUCGCCAAACAUCGUCGCAACCUUCGUUUUUAUCCAGUGUUGAACGAUCUUCCAAGCAACUAUGAUAAAACGGCGCCCCGUAUCUCCUUCAUCCUCGAACAAUGGCGGGGUCCAUUAUAGUCUGCAGCCAGCUCUGAAUCAGAACAGAGACAUCGUGCAUCCCCACGAAUACUGUAUCAUCGAUGGAAGUUAUCCUGGCCCGUAUAGGUUACAGUAUAGGCCUGAGCUGCGACCAGCAGAACAGGAUUCUACUCAGUUCGCGAAUAUGCGAGACGUAAAUGAUGUCGGACUUGGUAUCCGAAUGGGAAGAUUUGGCGAUGCAAAAUCCGCUGGCCCCAUGAUUGGAGGCUCUCAUGAAGAAAAUUGGCCCGGAAAUGAUGCAAUGAUAAAGGAGUAUCGGCUUGGACAUAACGAAGGAUUAUCAACUGCAGCUGUGGACCCUCAAAGUUAUCUGCACCACGCUUUUAACAUAUACAAUCCACCGACUCCGGAGUCUCUGGCCCAAAGUCAGGGUGGCAGCCAAAUUCUCAGCGGUCGAUCGAUGGCUUCUUCUGAGUCGCCACCCAUGACUACGGCCGUGGCAGAUUCUCAUUUCCGACCGUCCAAGUCACCCAGACCAAAGAAAAUCACGAAACAAGGAAAAGCCGAUAAAGCUAAAAUUCCAAAGAUCAAUGCACCUUUGAGCGUUCUGACCAAAGAUUUUGAGGAUAUACCAAUUCGUGAUAUGAGGGAAUGGGUUAAUAGAUCGAUUGAGACAAGACACAAAGAGGUAGAGAAGCGCAACGGAUACAUCGCUCGGCCUAUGAAUUCUUUCAUGCUCUAUAGGUCGGCUUUUGCAGAAAGAACGAAGCAAUGGUGCCUUCAGAACAAUCACCAGGUCGUCUCUUCCGUUUCGGGUGAAAGUUGGCCUCUUGAACCUCCCGAGGUUCGCGAUGAAUACAAUGAAUAUGCAAAAGUGGAGCGCAUCAACCAUCAGAAUGCACACCCAGGUUACAAAUUUUCUCCAAGCAAAGCACAAACAAACGCUCGCAAGCGAAAACCUACUCCAGAUGAUGAAGAUGAAGAGAUGUGCAAUGUCGAAGAUGCUGAUUUUGAUUGGGUGCCGCAAAACCAGCGAAAAACAAGACUGAGAUCCAACAAACGUCAAGGUAGAGGAACGAGCUCAAAGCCCGGGGACUUGGAAGACGCAGCCACAGACAUUGCACCGCCUUCCGCUCACAUUGUCGUGAAUAAAUCAUCAUAUCAGGCAACAAACCCUGGAAAACCGCCACCUGCUGCAAUGGGAACGGACCUCAACGGUCAUUAUUAUCAAACGACCGUACACCAACACGCAAACGUGCCAAAUGUUGAGGAUGUAAAGAUCCGGAAAACUGAAAGGCCAGCAAUGCAAUACAAUGGCUCUGGGUCUCUCAUUAGCCUGCCUGGUGCCGAGCACUAUGAUCUACUUCAACCAGCAUCCCAACAGAGCAGCCCCGCUGCUUCAGGCAUAUGUCAAGUGGACCCGCUUCUUCUUGCGUAUGAUAGCAACUAUGGCUCAAGUAGCAGUAGUCAGCCAGAAGAGACGAUGGCAGCGACAAUCUACCAAUUGCCAGGCCAACCGACAACGUUCAACCCAGGAUUUGUACCCUCUCACCGUGAAAUUGAUCAUGCGGGCUACGGCCCCUUUCCAGAUGGUGGUUUUCAAACUCUUGAGUGUCAUGGGCUGCCUUUCUAUCAUAGCGAGAUCUCGCCUUUCGCAGACCCUCAAGAGCUUUGGAGGGUGGAAUCAGAUCUUUACCACGCGGAUUGUGUAUCUGAAUUCAAUAAGUGGGUCGACUGAACAGAUGAGAAAGCUGCGUUUCAGCAUCAAUGAUUGUACAGUAUGAGACACUUCAUACGCAAGGCUCGAUCAAAGCAGGAGUACGGAAUAUAUCUUGGUAAAAGAGAGCGUGCUGGUGGGAGGCUUGGUGCUAUUUUGAAAUGCGAUGUCAGUUAGGCUUUUUUUUUUUCAUGAAUGUGCUGGGGGCGUUGUGGAACGGAAAGGAAAUGUAAGAAAUGUUUUAUCAGGCGGCUACCUGUUUCCAGGAUAGACAACUAAACGUUUUUGGCUCUUG
Xylona heveae TC161 is the source of this 2217-nucleotide messenger RNA. RefSeq lists its product as hypothetical. The record is from RefSeq and is a predicted model, not a curated record. The transcript has 2 exons. Lineage: Eukaryota; Fungi; Ascomycota; Xylonomycetes; Xylonales; Xylonaceae. The coding region runs from base 186 to 1943 and encodes 585 amino acids. Gene Ontology annotation, molecular function: RNA polymerase II cis-regulatory region sequence-specific DNA binding; DNA-binding transcription factor activity, RNA polymerase II-specific. Gene Ontology annotation, cellular component: nucleus. Gene Ontology annotation, biological process: regulation of transcription by RNA polymerase II.